GUUCUUUCCGCCUCCCAGUGCCAUUCUCUCGCAAAGCUUUACCUCGAAGAUCGGAUGAAGACUGUCGAUUCCUCCAUUUUCAGUUUAAACUCCCGCAGCUGUUGAAAUAAAGCCACCCCUUCUUUCCCUCUCACAAGUCCUCGCCUCACUAGGCACUCAAUUCGUCAUGCCUUCACAAGUAGCGACUUCCUUGCGCCUAGCAAGGCAGUUCUCUGCUAAUCCAGCCAAGCACCAAAGGUUUCUUGCACGUGCUUUCUCGAGCAGCACUAUUCGACCUGAAAUCAACAAGGUCCUCUCGUCGGCCGAGCUGGCAGUCAAGGACAUGAAGUCCAAUUCAACUCUUCUGGCAGGUGGCUUCGGACUUUCCGGGGUCCCGGACACGCUCAUCAAUGCGGUGCGAGCCAAUCCCUCGAUUUCCGGAUUGACAGUAGCCAGUAACAAUGCCGGAGUCGACGGAUCUGGGCUGGGUCUCCUCCUUCAGUCUCGACAAAUCAAGAAGAUGAUUGCCAGCUACGUGGGCGAGAACAAGACCUUCGAGCGCAUGUACUUAACCGGCGAGAUCGAGCUCGAGUUGACACCGCAAGGUACCCUGGCGGAGCGUUGUCGAUCCGGAGGCGCCGGUAUCCCUGCGUUCUAUACCCCCGCGGCUUUUGGAACGGUCGUUCAGACGGGUGAGCUGCCCCUGAAACACAAUGCCGACGGUACCGUCGCGCAGUACAGCCACCCCCGGGACGUCAAGGUGUUCGACAACAAGAGCUACGUGAUGGAGGAGGCGAUCAAGGGUGACUACGCUUUCGUCAAGGCCUAUAAGGCCGACAAGCUGGGUAACUGCCAGUUCCGGUAUGCUGCCGCCAACUUCAACGGAGCCAUGGGACGUAACGCGAAGAUGACCAUCGUGGAGGCGGAGCAUAUCGUGGAGCCAGGCGAGAUCGAUCCCGCAGCCAUCCACCUGCCCGGUAUCUACGUGAAGCGUGUCAUUCAGAGCACCGAGCCUAAGAAUAUUGAGAAGUUCACUUUCGCCAAGGAGGAAGGGGACGAUGCGGCUGCUCUGGGCAAGGGCGACACUGCCACCAAGCGGGAGCGUAUUGUUCGUCGCGCAGCCAAGGAGUUCAAGAACGGGAUGUAUGCGAACCUGGGCAUCGGAAUGCCCAUGCUGGCCCCUAACUUCGUGGAUCCUUCGGUGGAAGUGAUGCUUCAGUCUGAGAACGGUAUUCUGGGUCUGGGACCCUACCCUAAGAAGGGCCAGGAGGAUCCGGAUCUCAUCAAUGCGGGUAAGGAGACCGUGACUCUUUCGCCUGGCGCCGCUGUCUUCGGCAGCGAGGAGUCCUUCGGUAUGAUCCGUUCGGGACGUAUCGACCUGACCAUCCUGGGCGCUAUGCAAGUCAGCGCCCGAGGUGAUCUGGCUAACUGGAUGCUUCCUGGCAAGAUCAAGGGCUUCGGUGGUGCUAUGGACCUGGUGUCCAACCCGUCGGCCACCAAGGUGGUAGUGACGAUGGAGCACACCGACAAGAAGGGCAACCCCAAGAUUGUCAAGCAGUGCGAGUUCCCCCUGACCGGGAAGUCCUGUGUCAGCCGGAUCAUCACCGAUCUUUGUGUGUUCGACGUCGACUUCACCGACGGUCUGACUCUGGUCGAGCUGGCCGACGGAGUCACGGUGGACGAGGUCCGCAGCAAGACUGAGGCUUCAUUCAAGGUGGCCGAUGACUUGAAGCCCAUGCUAUAAAAGCAAUUCGCCUCUCUGUGCUAUGGAUAGGUGACAAGUUUGCAUACAUGAUUGUGAUUUUCAAGCGUAUAGGGUUUGAUCGGUUGAUCGGGGACAAAACAAAAAAGACAUAUCUGGAUAAGACACUGUAAAUACUAUGCCUCAUUGAGUUUAACAAUUCAUUGCAAUUUAUGGACAU
Aspergillus steynii IBT 23096 is the source of this 1901-nucleotide messenger RNA. Its product is annotated as 3-oxoacid CoA-transferase. The transcript has 3 exons. The coding region runs from base 167 to 1723 and encodes 518 amino acids. Gene Ontology annotation, biological process: ketone body catabolic process. Lineage: Eukaryota; Fungi; Ascomycota; Eurotiomycetes; Eurotiales; Aspergillaceae. The record is from RefSeq and is a predicted model, not a curated record. Gene Ontology annotation, molecular function: succinyl-CoA:3-oxo-acid CoA-transferase activity.